GUUCCGGCCAGUGAUUAGCAGAAUGACUGAUCCAAACAGCAACACAGACGGUAUGGCUGGCUACUCCGGUAUCACCAGACUAAAUGUAGCUGGCAGUGGGUUACCUCGUCAGACCGUGCUGAAGUCUCCUACUCCUCCAGGCAGACUGACGUCCCUGCGGUCCCGGGACCUGACUCUGGGCGGGUUCAAAAAGAAAACCUUCGUACCCAAUGUCCAUUCUCUGAGGAAGAGUAAAGAUGAGUUAAAGGAAGAGGCCCAUGUUCCACCAAAGAAGGACAGAAGAGUGAGGGAGGAGAGGCACAGGGAGAGGAGAGUGGAGAGAAGAGAGCGCCCCCAUCAGACCAUUCAGUCCCACUCCAUCUUUGAACAGGGUCCUGCAGACACAGUAAAGAAACCAGGGGGGUGGAGAGGGACCGACCUCGGAGACAGCAGAUCCUCUCCUGUAGCGAAGUGUUUUAAGAAGGAGAGACGGGCCUCAGAGGAAAACGAUGAUGAUAUGUUACACAAGCUUCAACGGGAUGAUUUUUUGGAUGAUCCUGGUUUGAAAAAUGAUGCCAAGAACAAGCCGAUUCAACUGCCACUGUAUCAAUCCAGCAACUUCCUGAUUACAGAGGCCACAACUCCACCAUUCAGAGCCCCUGCUACUACUAACCCACACCUGCCCCUUCAGUACGGACCAGGCCAGGGGGUUCUGAGCCCAGACCAGAUCCCUCAGUACGGACCAGGCCAGGGGGUCCUGAGCCCAGACCAGGUCCAUCAGUACGGACCAGGCCAGGGGGUCCUGAGCCCAGACCAGAUCCCUCAGUACGAACCAGGCCAGGGGGUCCUGAGCCCAGACCAGAUCCCUCAGUACGGACCAGGCCAGGGGGUCCUGAGCCCAGACCAGAUCCUUCAGUAUGGACCAGGCCAGGGGGUCCUGAGCCCAGACCAGAUCCCUCAGUACGGACCAGGCCAGGGGGUCCUGAGCCCAGACCAGAUCCCUCAGUACGGACCAGGCCAGGGGGUCCUGAGCCCAGACCAGAUCCCUCAGUACGGACCAGGCCAGGGGGUCCUGAGCCCAGACCAGCUCACUCAGUACGGACCAGGCCAGGGGGUCCUGAGCCCAGACCAGAUCCCUCAGUACGGACCAGGCCAGGGGGUCCUGAGCCCAGACCAGCCCUCUGUAGCAGAUCUCUUCCAUCAGCUGACGGUUUCAGAGACAGAAGAGUUGCUGUUCAUCCAGCUUCCUGAUAUUAUCCCUGGCCAGCCAACCACAGCCACCGGCCAGCCAACCACAGCCACCGGCCAGCCAAUCACAGCCCCAGAAAAAAAUGGUAAAAAAGACUCCAAGUCCGACAGCAAGCGCUGCUCUCACAUUAAAGCACCAGACCCUGCUGGUCAAGACGUUCCUGUCCUGUCAGAGUUCACAGAGGGCUUUCUGGGUAAACUACAGAUCAGGAAGUCUGGCAAGGUGCAGCUGGUGCUGGGAGACAUCACUAUGGACGUCUCAGAGGGAGCUGCCUUCUCUUUCCUACAGCAACUGGUGUCUGUGCGUCUGUCUGAGGGCCUGACUGGAGACAUGAGUAUCCUGGGGAACAUCAAGCACAAGCUGGUCUGCUCUCCAGACUUCCAGGCUCUGCUACCGUCACCUGACCACUCAGCACCUCUCUAACUUAUAUACACUUCACCUUUUUCAGCAUUCAUCUGUAGAUAUUGUACACUUUUAUUAUACGAUGUGAGCAUUAAGUGUGUAGACAUUGUACAGUUUUAUUAUACGAUGUGAGCAUUAAGUGUGUAGACAUUGUACAUAGUUUACUUUCAUCAUACAGCGUUUUAUGGACCUUGUCGAUUUCCUCCCAAUUUGUUUUCACUGUAUAAACAUUGUGUAUAAUAUGAAGUGUCCUUUUUUUUAAUGUACGUAAAUGUUUAUUUAAUAAAGAUUAAAUACAAAACAUGA
Salvelinus fontinalis (brook trout) is the source of this 1936-nucleotide messenger RNA. RefSeq lists its product as uncharacterized. The coding region runs from base 23 to 1651 and encodes 542 amino acids. Gene Ontology annotation, biological process: transcription by RNA polymerase III. The transcript is spliced from 8 exons. Gene Ontology annotation, molecular function: DNA binding. The record is from RefSeq and is a predicted model, not a curated record. Gene Ontology annotation, cellular component: RNA polymerase III complex. NCBI's taxonomy places the organism in Eukaryota, Metazoa, Chordata, Actinopteri, Salmoniformes, Salmonidae.